Molecule: messenger RNA, 1438 nt
Organism: Folsomia candida
Lineage: Eukaryota; Metazoa; Arthropoda; Collembola; Entomobryomorpha; Isotomidae
Exons: 7
Coding region: 133-1347 (404 amino acids)
Source: RefSeq, a predicted model, not a curated record
AGAAUUUGGGAUUUACAAAUUCAAAACUCUGGGGGAAUUAGAUUAUUGGGAGACAACAGAAAUUUUGCAUAAAUUAAUCGCGGUAGCUGCUAACGACUCUUCUAUUGCUGUCUUUCCUCUUCAUCAAUAAAAAUGGAAUUCGCCGUGGUGGAAUUUAUGGUGACUAAAGAAGUUGCGACAGUGCCACUGACCUGGAUAUCUGAAAAUGAAGAGGAAACCUGGUGGCCCCCAUACAAAACUAACGAUCGUAUUUUAAAAGCAGUGAAAAUUAAAGAGGGGGUGAAUCCAAUGUCAUGGGCGAAGCACAUUAUUCGGGUCAUUAAAUUAUAUAGAACUUUCGCCACAGCUGUGGAAAAUGAGAAGAAAGCUGUGUACACUUCAAACCUGGAGUCGGAGGCAGAGUCUUCGGAGAAGAAAAAAGGAAAUCGUCCAAGGCGAAAAACAACAAAAUACAACCGUGAUUCUGACACUAGCGAAGAAAAUCAUCGUCCUGUCACCUCGAGAAAAAUUAUUCCAUGUCCGCCACAGCCUAAUCUUUCACCGGUGUCGUCGUCCGAGCCAUCUCCGCCUCCAAGGACAUCAACUCCGACACAGUACUUUUCUCUGGCUCAGGGAAGUGGAACAUUGCCUGCCCAACGUCAAGAAUCCAACUUAUCCAAAAAACAGUUUGUAGAAGGAAGUUCCAGCUCGGAGGAUGAAGGAAGUCUUUCUGCUUUACAGAACAAAUUGGAUGCCAUUGGAUCAAAUUUUAAGGAUGGAACUCGGGAUAAGGAGCAAGAGGGAUCGUCGCCGAUUAAAUUUGAAGACUACGUCGUUCAUUCACUGGAGCGACUCCAUCAAAAGAUCGACCUACAAGGAUCAGUUUUAGUGAAAUUGUGUAAUUUCGUUAUGGCACAAAAUUCAAAAAAUCCCAUCAUCUCAAAAUCGCCAAGGCCGGAAUUUAAAUUUCCAGUGGAAAACUUUGAGGAACUUGCUGAAUUGGAGAAAAAAUUAAUGACGUCUAAAUUAUUUUAUAACCAAUUGGUUGGCUUUCUAGCCAUUAUUGGCGGAAAGGAUUACAAGGAGACGAUAGCUGGCAUUCUUCCGUACCUCUUCACGAACGAGUUGGCUGAAAAAAUUGCCUGGGACGGAAUUCGAAAAAAGAAUCCAAAGAAGGCGUUCAAAACGCUCCGGAUAAAACAGGUUUUGUUUGAUGCUGUCCGUCAGAAUCCGCUUGUCAAUCGUUCAGUGACCGACAAGGAAAUGAAGGCAAAAGGAGCUUCAUGGUUUCAGCACGCGACGGAUAGAAUUAAGGCAGCUGCUUUAAAGCGGAACAAAGGAUUGGAGGAAGAAGCUGAAGAGAUUUAGUUAGAAUUCAUUUAAUAUUUUAUGUUAUUGUUAUGCAAUUUCUUAUACAAUCUUAAUUUUGAGAAUGAAUUAAAAUGACUUAAAAUUUAAA